AUGCCUCUCGUUCUUCAGCCCGCCGAUGAGGCCGAUGCUCCUCGCAUCGUAGAGAUCGAGCGUCUCGCCUAUGCCUCGAACCCUCUCCAGCCUAUCCUGUUCCCGGGACCAUUCCCACCGCAGGCCAAGCAUGAGCGUGCGGAAGGGCUCAUCAAGCAGCUCCAUGAAGAUCCAACCGUCCGAUGGGUGAAGGCGCUCGACACUGAGACCGGCGAGCUUGCCGCGUUUGCGAAGUGGAACAUCAUCAAGGAACCGAGAGAGCCGAAUCGGGGUCGACAGUUUGGUCCUGGAUGCAACGUCGAAGCCUGCGAGGAGUUCUUCGGCGGAAUUCACAGGAAACGAAACGACCUGAUGGGUGGCAAGGCAUAUUGCUUACUUGACCUCCUCCAGACGGAUCCAAAAUACCAGGGACGUGGUGCAGGAGGAAAGUUGAUACAAUGGGGCCUUGACAUCGCCGACGAACUGCACCUCCCUACGUACCUUGAAUCGUCUCCUGCCGCCCACGGCUUGUAUCAGAAAUUCGGCUUCCGAGAUAUUGACAAACUGACACUUGAUCCCAAGUGGAACUACGGAUCGGCAGACGCGAGCAUUUAUUUUAUGCUUCGGGAAGCAAAAUAG
Molecule: messenger RNA, 618 nt
Organism: Fonsecaea nubica
Lineage: Eukaryota; Fungi; Ascomycota; Eurotiomycetes; Chaetothyriales; Herpotrichiellaceae
Exons: 2
Coding region: 1-618 (205 amino acids)
Molecular function (GO): acyltransferase activity, transferring groups other than amino-acyl groups
Source: RefSeq, a predicted model, not a curated record